AUGUCCAAAGCAGACUCCACCUCUCCUACGGCCCGAAAAACGUCAGUGUCUUCGCAGGACUCGGUUGGCACUCGCAAAACGACCUUUGACCUUGAACCCAAUCCGUUCGAGCAGUCGUUUGCGGCGCCCGACGAUGACAAGAAACGCCAUGGAGCUCCUCGACUCUCGCACUCCCGAAAUGCGUCUAUGGACAACAACCCCCACAAGUCGCCUAAACUGACUCCUCUGGCUAGAGUAUUCACCCCGGGAGGCAACCGGAUCCUGCCUCCGCUCUCCGAGAUUGCCCAGAGCGGAUCUGGCACCAACACCCCUUCUGCGGGCAUUUCUGGAUUCGAAACAGGCCCUCUGUCGCCAGCAAUUUUCCUGCAAAAACCACAAAAUGGAGGCACCCCAGCAGGAUUCCCCGGAUGGAAUGCUGGCACACCCGGAGCACAAUCUCCAGGUGCGUUCUCAUCACUCGUGUCGUCCCUCAGACAUAGAAGCUUUGCCGAGAGCGGCAUUCGGUCAGGUCUGACCCCUGGAGGCCAACUGACUCCUAUUUCGGCUGCCGCAGCAGUUGCAGCCCAACAGGACGGCAAAACUACCCCAGGGGGCCUCUCUGCGCUCUUCAAUCUCGAUACCCCUGAAGAGCAGAAAGCCAAACCUGUUCCUGCUCAGACCGCCCCGGCUCAGACAGUCCCUUCACAACAACCCCCUCAGGGAGCACAGGCUGCCCAACCUCCUCAACCAUCGCAAGGAGUCCAGGCUGCUGCUGCUGCUGCCUCCACUGCUCCAGCUGCCAAGGGCAAAAAGGGAGGAAAGAAACGAGAGAAAAAGGACAAGGCUUCCCCUGACGAGCCAAAGGAACCUUUGCCACCCGCUAAGAAGCGAAAGAAGACAAAGACAGAAAUCAAACAGGAGGAAGAGGAGGCCGCUGCUAUGGCAGCCUCCGAAACUGGGCCCGACGGAGAGCCCAUGGACGAGGAGGAAAAACGAAAAUGUUUCCUGGAGCGAAACCGGGUGGCUGCUCUCAAGUGCCGACAGCGAAAGAAGCAGUGGCUGGCAAACCUGGAGGCAAAGGUGGAGUUCUAUGCCAGUGAAAACGACAACUUGAACCAGCAGAUUGCACGACUCAGAGACCAGGUCAAGGGCCUGAAGAGCAUCGUUUUGGACUUUAAGAAUGGCAAUGGAGCCAAAAUUCCGGCUGCAACGCUCGAUGAGGUGCUGAACACAAACAUUGUCAUUAAUAAUGUUCCUGCUCCUGUACCCAUUCCCCAAGUCCCUACAAUUCCUCAACCUGGGGUUCAGCAGGUCCAACAGAUGCCUCCCCAACAACAGGUCCCGCAGCAGCAAGUCCCCCAACAACAGAUGGCUCAGCAGCAAAUGGCUCAACAGCAGAUGGCCCAGCAGCAGAUGUCUCAGCAACAGGUUCCUCCUCAACAGCAAGUUCCCCAGCAGCAGCAGCAGCAGCAAAUGCCACCUCAGCAGGUGCCUCAGCAAAUGUCUCAGCAAGUGCCUCAGCAGGUUCCCCAGCAACAACAAAUGCCUCUGGAUGGUAUGCAGAACGUCCCGCAGAACGCCCACGCCAACCACCAUCAGCCAAUGAUGAUGGGCCAACCUAUAGAACAUGGUCCCGUUGGCGGUGCGCAGGAUGGAACACAGAUGAUGGGCAUCGCUAUGCAGGCUGGAGGAAUGAUGCCGCCUCCUAACCCGGAGGAGGGAGAUAGACAGCAGGGUAUCCCCCAACCGUUGUAUAUGUAA
This is a messenger RNA of Yarrowia lipolytica CLIB122, 1740 nucleotides long. RefSeq lists its product as uncharacterized. The record is from RefSeq and is a predicted model, not a curated record. Lineage: Eukaryota; Fungi; Ascomycota; Dipodascomycetes; Dipodascales. Gene Ontology annotation, molecular function: RNA polymerase II cis-regulatory region sequence-specific DNA binding; DNA-binding transcription factor activity, RNA polymerase II-specific. Gene Ontology annotation, biological process: regulation of transcription by RNA polymerase II.